Molecule: messenger RNA, 419 nt
Organism: Otolemur garnettii (small-eared galago)
Lineage: Eukaryota; Metazoa; Chordata; Mammalia; Primates; Galagidae
Product: histone H2A type 2-C
Exons: 1
Coding region: 19-408 (129 amino acids)
Cellular component (GO): nucleosome
Molecular function (GO): DNA binding; protein heterodimerization activity; structural constituent of chromatin
Source: RefSeq, a predicted model, not a curated record
AGAGCUUUAUCUGUAACUAUGUCUGGCCGCGGAAAGCAGGGAGGCAAAGCCCGUGCCAAGGCAAAGUCGCGCUCAUCCCGCGCUGGCCUUCAGUUUCCAGUGGGGCGAGUGCACCGCUUGUUGCGCAAAGGCAACUACGCCGAGCGAGUUGGCGCCGGCGCGCCUGUCUAUAUGGCGGCGGUCCUUGAGUACCUAACAGCCGAAAUCCUGGAGUUGGCUGGUAACGCAGCCCGGGACAACAAGAAGACGCGCAUCAUCCCCCGUCACCUCCAGCUGGCCAUCCGCAACGACGAGGAGCUGAACAAGCUAUUGGGCAAGGUUACCAUCGCCCAGGGCGGCGUCUUGCCUAACAUCCAGGCCGUUCUAUUACCAAAGAAAACUGAAAGCCACAAAGCCAAAAGUAAAUAAACCCAGACAAA